UCUACCAGAGAGUCCUUCCUCUGAAGACGUCACCAGUGUGUGGAGCCUGCCGCACACCCACCCCCUGCCAAACCACGGCCUUUACCUGUGUCUUUCGGUGUUUCCCGUGCGACCCGUCCUGCGGGAGUGCCUCGUGGGCUGCCCCAGAGUUUGCCCCACGCUCAGCUGCACCAAUGGUGAAGAUGACGAGAUCCAAGACUUUUCAGGCAUACCUGCCCUCCUGCCACCGGACCUACAGCUGCAUUCAUUGCAGGGCUCACCUGGCCAAUCAUGAUGAACUCAUUUCCAAGUCGUUCCAGGGAAGUCAAGGACGAGCAUACCUCUUUAACUCAGUAGUUAACGUGGGCUGUGGGCCUGCAGAAGAGCGGGUGUUGCUAACAGGACUCCAUGCAGUUGCAGACAUUUACUGUGAAAACUGCAAAACCACUUUGGGCUGGAAAUAUGAACACGCUUUUGAAAGCAGUCAGAAAUAUAAAGAAGGCAAAUACAUCAUUGAACUAGCGCACAUGAUCAAGGACAAUGGCUGGGACUGACCUGACAACAUCCAUCCGGUCCAGCAUCCACAUGAAUGCCAUCCAACUGAACAUUCUACCCAAGCGUGAGAGAGUGACUCAACAAUUGGUUCCAUCCAUUUAGGGGCCUUGCCAUCAGGGGCAUCCUCCCACCCUGACGCCAUCUUUUUGGGUGACUGGCCUCUAAAUCGCUGUCUCUCUGUCUCUUUGCUUUGUAUCUGUUUGUGAGUUGAUCUUGGCUUCUCUGUGCUGAAAACAAAAGUACCGAACAGAACAGACCCUGGGCUGUGUGGUGGCAGUCCACCUUGGAAAGGCCCCAGCCUGUAGGAGAGUUGCCUAAUGGCCUCUUGUCAGAGCAGUGGUGCAUGGGCAUGAGGAGCAAAGACCAGCCUGAGAGUCCUGGGGGUUGGGGAAGGGACAGGAGGGUAGAUUGUCCUACUCCUGGGGACCUGGCUUGAAAUAAUUGACUUUUUCAAAAAGACAAAGAGAAAAAAACAAUACCUCAUGACUGUGUUCUCUCUGACAACAAACUUCUCUCCUAAUGUCAAAUGUGCCAGGAUAGCAGAUUAGCACAAGAAAUGGCCCUAAUUCUCACUGACAGGGCAAGACCCCAGCCGGCAUGCUGGGCCUGAGUUGGAGAAUGUCCUGCUAGGGUGAGCGGGGCAUAGGUAAAGCCCCAGUGGGUUUUAGUGACUCUGAUGCCCCUCCACCCCCACCCCACCUCUGGGCAAUCACCUUCUGGUCUCUGCUGUUGUAGGUGAAGGGAGAGAUGCAGAUGUCCCAUUUAACCAGCAACACACUGAAAUCCGCAAUGGAGGGAAGCCAGGGGGCACGCGAUGCAGCCUGGGAGCUCCUGGUAGUGAGCAGGAGGAGUAAAAACUGGGAACUAGUCAGCAAUUCUGUGGGAGUGAAGCAGCAGAGAUUCUGGGAGGACUAGCUGAGAUCUGAGCCAGCUCUGGCUUGCACAUCUGCCCUCACUCUGUGCAUGGGGUUAGCAGUUCUCUGUGCAUGGUGUUUCUGGUUUGGUUCUUGCUUUUUUUUCCCCCUCCAGUUCCAGCAUAACCUGGGAAACAAAGAUCCAGGAUUCCAUCCCUCAUGCCUCUCUUGUUAGAUCUGCAUGUCUUAUGAGGAUAACUUUUGACAGUGUGGUCCAGCAGUGGGGAGGAAUUAUAGAUUCAGUAAUGCCCCCUCACCCGUCUCCCCACCCACCCCAGCCUCCUUGCUUUAAGGAUGGGGAGGAAAAUCCCUGUAAGUCUCCUGAGAUGAAAAGGAACUCAAUGCUUUGAAUCAGCACUGAACGUUUUACAGCAGUUCAGCUAUUAUGUAGCUCGUGGCCGAACCUCGUCUGCAUUAAUUUCAUUUCUUAGGCAGAAAAUGAUGUUAAAAUACACACGUAUGAGGUAAUUCUCAACAUUCUUUAACUAGGCUGCUCCUACAGGAAAAUUCACCUCUUAAAAAGAGCCAAAUAAAAGAGAGUUCAUGGGGAUAAGAAACUGUAGAAUUGAUUAACCCAGAUUACAGGAUGUUUUCCAAAUGUCAUCUUCAGCAGAAUCACAUCCCCAGCAGGAGAGAGCUCUGGACGUGGUUUUGUCCCCCAUGUCCUGAUCUGGGAAUGGAAGAACUGAGGCUUUACCCUGUCCUGCUAGUGAAGAUGGCAGGGUGGCAGAAAGCAGGCCAGCUCUGUUUAGCAGCUGAGUGCUCCUCUUCUGGGACACAGGAAUUCCUAAAAAACAGGAUUUUGUUCUCAGGUCUCCUUGUCCAGAGCUCAAGCUCCCACCCCACCCCUCUGGACUGCAGGACCGACUGAGUUUUGCUUCCUGAAAAACCAACCCGUGGCUCUCAGGCUCAAGUUCCCAGUGACACACAUUUUUCCACUUUGACAUUCCUAAACUGGCUUGCAGGCUCUGAAGUCAUGCCGCCCCCCCCCCCACCCCAAUCCUGCCCCAGGGAAGUAGCCUUCAUUUAAGGAUUUGAUUUUAUACACCCUUUGCUCAGGGAAUAUCCCAGCUAAUCUACAAGUCCCUUUCUCUUUCUUUCUUUCUUUCUUUCUUUCUUCCUUCCUUCCUUUCU
Onychomys torridus (southern grasshopper mouse) is the source of this 2582-nucleotide messenger RNA. It is a transcript of the gene Ypel2, whose product is annotated as yippee like 2. The record is from RefSeq and is a predicted model, not a curated record. The coding region runs from base 174 to 533 and encodes 119 amino acids. The transcript has 4 exons. NCBI's taxonomy places the organism in Eukaryota, Metazoa, Chordata, Mammalia, Rodentia, Cricetidae.